GAAAAGACUGUGUAGGAGAGAAGCCUGUGCAGGAGAGAACUAAUCUAAUCUAGUGGGUAGGAGAGGCCCAAGGAGGUCAAGUGGCUGAUGUGGUGCAGGGAUAUUGCAAAUGAUAAUAUCAGACGUUAGGGAAUUAGUUGUGGUCCAGAAGAUCAAAGGGCGUUUUAGAAUGUAGUCGUUGCCCUAAGAAUAAUGCGAUGAUACUGGAGGAUUUUAAUUAAGAAAAUAAUGCAAUCCUAUUUUUAUUUUUAAAGUAUAACUCUGACUUACGUGUGGAUUAAACAGUGACAAGAGUGGACGUAUGAGGUGGCCUCUGCGUUUCUGCGGUCUGCAGGUAAUGCUUCCCACGUCCUGCCGGAAGCCCCGGAAGUAGUCGUUUCCAGCCAUUCAUGAUCCUAGUCUCUGGGUCCUCAGGUCUCUGAUUUUGUACACUCUCAGGCCAAAACGGUGAUGACUCUGCUGGGAUGAAGCACGUGAGAUUUUUGAUGAAAUUGAGGCACGAAACUGUAACCAUUGAGUUGAAGAAUGGAGUACGGGACUAUGGAACCAUCACAGGUGUGGAUGUCAGCAUGAAUACGCAUCCUAAAUCUGUGAAAAUGACCCUGAGGAACAGGGAACCUGUACAGCUGGAAAUGCUGAGUAUUCGAGGAAAUAACAUUCAGUAUUUUAUUCUGCCAGACAGCUUGCCUCUGGAUACACUACUUGUGGAUGUUAAACCCAGGGUGAAAUCUAAGACAAGGGAAGCCAUUGCCGGAAGAGGCCAAGGCUGA
Messenger RNA from Loxodonta africana (African savanna elephant), 770 nucleotides. RefSeq names its product small nuclear ribonucleoprotein Sm D1-like. The record is from RefSeq and is a predicted model, not a curated record. Bases 465 to 770 code for a protein of 101 amino acids. Gene Ontology annotation, molecular function: RNA binding. The transcript is spliced from 2 exons. Gene Ontology annotation, biological process: RNA processing; spliceosomal snRNP assembly. Lineage: Eukaryota; Metazoa; Chordata; Mammalia; Proboscidea; Elephantidae. Gene Ontology annotation, cellular component: commitment complex; U12-type spliceosomal complex; precatalytic spliceosome.